Molecule: messenger RNA, 2748 nt
Organism: Triticum dicoccoides
Lineage: Eukaryota; Viridiplantae; Streptophyta; Magnoliopsida; Poales; Poaceae
Product: probable ubiquitin-conjugating enzyme E2 24
Exons: 6
Coding region: 1-2748 (915 amino acids)
Molecular function (GO): ubiquitin conjugating enzyme activity
Source: RefSeq, a predicted model, not a curated record
AUGGACGUCGCCGUCGCGGUCGCCGCACCUACAACUAAUCUUUACGGGCAAGACCUCGUGAGUUUCCAGUCGAAGCUUGGCAUUCUCGCUCCGUCCACCUGGCUGUCUCACCCCGCCGACGAGCUUUUAAUGCUCGGCAUCGACGGCUUGCCUUUCACCAAGGAGGCUGGCGACACCGACAUCGCCCUCGUCGAUCGGAGUUUUCUCCAUGUCGGACAGGCCGUGGUAUCGGCAUCGGACGUCGGCGGCCAGAUCGGCGUCGUCACCGGCGUCACCACAACGCUCGACCUCGUGGACCGUGGCGGCGAGGCGACAGGGGAAGUCAUCGGGGGCCUGCCGCCCUCUGCUGUGCGGCGUGUCAGGGCGCUCAGCCUCGGGGAUUACAUCGUGUCUGGGCAAGGGCAGUGGCUGGACCGCGUGGUUGAGGUGUCCCUAGACGUGGACGUCGUGUUCGACGACGGCGCUAUCUGCAGGGUCACGGACGCCGAGUCCCCAACCAUGCAGCUAUGGCCGGCGGAGAGCACACCUGGUCUUCACCGCCAACAGACGAACGUCACCUUCUACCCGGGGCAGCGCGUCACCUCCGGUGACCCCUCAGUCGUCUUCAGAGGGGCGCGGUGGCUAAGUGGCCACUGGAGGACGAGGCAUGAAGUGGGGACGGUGACCAAGGUGGAGAUGGCCGGCGUCCUUGUCCACUGGAUCGCGUCCGCGUACGGGGACACCGACGAGCAAUUCCACCACGAGUCCGCUCCUCCAGCUUACCAAAACCCUGAGAACCUAACGUAUUUCUGCUGCGCGUACGAGUGCAGCUGGGGACCGUCGCCGCCGUCAUUAACCGCUCCAGUGGACAAGGAGGAGAGAUUCUACCGCAAACAGCUGAGGAAGCCCAUGUUCGUACGGCAUAGGGGGCGGGCGCGACGAGGCUACCAGCCGCCGGAACCGCUGCGCACCAUGACCGUCUCCCGCACUCGCACCACCGUCGAUGUGUUGUGGCAGGACGGCACGCGACAACACGGGGUGCCGUCGACGUCCCUCAACCCCUUCGAGAUGAUGAACGAGCACCAGGUCUUCCCUGGGCAGUAUGUCAUCGACGCUCGAGAAGACGACGACUUCACGGCGGAAUCAACCGAGCGGCUUAUCGGUGUCGUCAGGAAUCUAAAUUCCAAGGACCACACGGCGCAUGCGGCGUCCGGAUGGUGGGAGGUGGAAUGCGACGACGACAAGGCCGUUAGUGUGUAUGAUCUAGGCAGGGACCCUGACCACUCCGUUUUCUAUGGGGACGUCGUUGUUCGUACACUAUCAUCAAACGUGAGUGGAAAUAAUGCACGGCAACCACAGGUCCUCGAUCUGUCAUGGGUUGGUCGUGUUGUUGACUUGAGUGACGGCCACAUCCAAGUCAAGUGGGGCAACGACACCACGUCAAUGGUAUUACCCCAUGAGAUCACUGUUACCAGCAAGGAACACUACAGCGAACUGCAGGCUGAAAUGGGCGACUGGCUGGAGGAGGACAGCGUUGAUAAUCAUCAAGAAUCUGGUGCUGCUGAUGUGGACAAUGAUCCAACAGAUGCUAGGAACAUCCAAGGAGCGAGGGUUGAAGACGGUGGCAGUUCUGCUAAUGAAUCAGAUGGUCAUGCCGCUAUGAGAACAAACCGGUUGGGUGGUGGCAUCCAGUCCAUGAUCCGGUCGGUGAUUCAAGUGUUGGCUCGAGCCAAGUUGUAUCUUGUCAAUCACACAUCGACGUCAAUCUCGGAUUUGCCAGCUGCGACCAUGCACAAUGUUGUUGAAGUGUCUGCGCAUGUAGCCGUGGGUGGUAGUCAGGUAGAUCCUAGCAUCGAGGGCGCUGUCACGGAGGUCGUCUUUUCUCCAAUGACAAGAAGCGAUGAGAAUGGCGACGGUGAUGUCGAGGAUGCGGUGAGGUCGGGAGAAGCCACCACUGGUGACGAUGACACGUUAAAAUUCCCAAACUUUGACGUAGUGCAGAGUCCUCCGGACCACCAUUACCUUGAGACCAUGGACCAGGGCAGCAGUAACGGAGGAAAAAGUUGGGUUAAGACGGUUCAGAAAGAGUGGAAAAUACUCGAGGAUAGCUUACCAGAUACCAUCUACGUGCGGGCGUACGAGGACCGGAUGGACCUGCUCCGGGCGGCCAUGGUGGGCGUCAGCGGGACGCCGUACCAGCAUGGGCUCUUCUUCUUCGACCUGCAGCUGCCGCCCUCCUAUCCUGCCGUGCCACCCCAGGUGUACUAUCGCUCCUUCGGCCUCCGCCUGAACCCAAACCUAUACCCCUCCGGCACAGUGUGCCUCAGUCUGCUAAACACCUUCGGCGGCGAGGGCACCGAGGUCUGGUCGCCGGGGACGUCAAGCCUGCUCCAGGUUGUCGUCUCCCUCCAGGCGCUCGUCCUCAACGGCCAGCCUUACUACAACGAGGCCGGCCACGAGACACUGGUCGACACGCCGGAGGGCCGCCGCAAUGCACUGCCCUACAGCGAGAAUGCCUUUCUACUUACUCUCCGAACCGCGCUGCACCUGCUUCGUCAGCCGCCGCGAGGCUUUGAAGGGUUCGUCACGGACCACUUCCGCCAGCGGGGGAGGCACGUGCUCAUGGCGUGCGAGGCGUACCUGCGGGGAUGCAUUCAUGCCGAUGAAGCGGGCAUGGAGCUGCCUUGCUCCACUGGCUUCAGGAUCGCGCUUGCCAACUUGGUGCCUAGACUCGUGGCCGCCUUCACAAACAUGGGCACUCAAGGGUAG